AUGUUCAUUGAAAAGUGUGAGAAGAUCCUGAAGGGCCACGCCACUCAAAUGAUGUCGAAGUAUGAUAAAAAAAAGAAACAAAAGUCUACCCGACAAGAAGCAAGGGACAAAACUCUCGCCAAAUUAAAAGACACACUUUCACAAAAGAGGUCUCUGCAAGCAUCUGAAGAGUUGUUCAGCAGCUCUGACGAUUGCCAGACACCUGUUCGCAAGAAAAGAAUGCGGAUACAGCAGUUCUCACCGCAGCCCAGUUCAGAUGAUACAGACAUUGGGAGCCCACCCCCUUUGCAGAUUACAGGGACUGAUGCUCAAGAUAACGCUGUGCCAUCAAUGGCAGAGAUUAUCGGGUGUCUUCGUGAACUCCCAGAGACACUGCGAUUAAUGAAGGAGUGUGUGGAGAAAGUGAACACAUCACUGUCCCAUACUUCUUCAACCAAUGUUUCUCACUUUCUACCAGGGAAGACGGUGGCAGUUUCUAAAAGGGCUUUUCUUCGUUUGAAUCGAACACGGAUGACCGUUUUCGCCCAAGAGUUAGCGGUGCUUCUUUUUUCAAAGGACACUCUGGCAAAGUCAACUUUAACUGGAAAGUAUGGAAAAGGAGAAAUGGCCAAAGGUCAACUAGAUGUGAUCAAAGUCCAGGCCAUUACAGAUGCUGUAAUUGAAGAAUUUCCGGGAUCCACAGUGUCUGAAGUUCGUGCUGCCAUAAGAAGAAAGUGCAACAAUGAACAUUUCUCACAUAAGAGGCCAUAG
Knipowitschia caucasica is the source of this 750-nucleotide messenger RNA. The record is from the annotation of a GenBank genome assembly. Lineage: Eukaryota; Metazoa; Chordata; Actinopteri; Gobiiformes; Gobiidae.